AUACACGCCAUUUUCAUUUAGAAAUAAUACUAUAGCUAAGCAAGCCCUUGUUUCUAAAGUAAACGCUUCAAACUGAGCUUGAUCUAGUUCUAUGUCUGCUUUAGGACCAGUGCUAGCCUAUUUUUUUCUACUUUUCAAACUAUGCACAAGUCUAUCUGAUUAUAGACUUGGUACUUUAAACCGAAAAGGGAAAAUCGGAGAUACCUUUCAAUUCGGCAUUAGACUUCAUCCAGAUCUUUUCAAAAAUUCGGAUGACAAGACUUUUCAAAUUCAGUUAUUCGACAAAAAAGACUCGAGAGUUAUUUAUAACUGUGCUAAUGGGCCGGAGGAUGAGGAAGAUUACCCCGUGGAACUACCAGAUGGCACAUCCACACUCAUAGAUGCUCCACAAUCAUUCACACGUAUUCGCCUGUUUCAGUUUACCUUAUUUUCGCCGGGAUCGUAUGGUAUUUCCAUAAAGCCCACCAUAGACACAGUGAAUAAAAAAAGCCAAUUCUCUAAAAAGGACAAGAUACAAAAGAUACAAAGAAGACAGGCACGUCCUGGGGGACUGAACCAAACAAAGUUGAAUGAAGACAUACAGACAGAGACAGUUAUAGUGGAAAAUGAGGAGGCCAAUAUCCAACCUAACGACUGCAUUCUGAAUGAAACGUUUACGGUCAAUUCUGAAGAGGCACGAAGUGACCACGCAAGAGCUACUGUAGUGGACCCCCUUGAUCACAUAAUACUCAAGAGAAAAUGUGUGGUGAAAACAUGUACGGGAAGAGGCGAGAUAAAAAACACCUGGACGAUAGAAAGAAUUCAAAGCACCUCUUACCAAAUAGGAAACACAGAAGUCUGCACCAAUUACCGGAAAAUUGCCAGGGUGAACCUUGCGAAGUUGAUUUCUCUGAGGACCAGGCAGAGUUUGAAAGUAAACAUGAGCCUUCCUUCUCUGAUCAUUCAGCCAUCGUUACUAGCUACAGACCAGUACUACGUCUGCCUGGUUUUGAUGAAGGUCAAGUACACGCGGCGAGUCUGUAGCGUUUUCGAAAUCAAGGCAUCUGAUGUUACAGAAGAUGACCUUCAACUUAGAGUCACGCCGAAACAAGAGAGCUUUACCUGGACGCAAAAUAGUGACAUACUUAUCAACGCAACCGAGACGAUCCUUAUUUCCGAAACAGUAGAGUCUGGCUACCUGCUACAGCCUUCCAUAAGAUUUAACUGGACCUGCCAGAGCACUGGGACCAUGUGUGAAACAAUUAUGAAUUACAAUAAAUAUGAAUCACUGACAAGUAUAAGAACUAGCAUCUACAGAGCCAGAAAGGAAGAGAAGUUGAUGCUUAUCAAACAUGAUUGGAUGGUUAUAGGGGAAACUGUCACUAUCACCUGUAACAUCACUGCCGACCCCUCCAAGAAGAAGAUACUAUUUAAAACCUUCCAAAAGCAGAUCUCUUUCUACACAAACUUCAAGCACAUAAGAGACCCUCAGAUCACUAUUAGAUGCCUCGCCAACUGUUGGUGGUAUGUUGUUCCACAAAUUUCUGUUCUACUGGCCGUCUUAUGUCAAGAAUGUGAGGAUCUGACGUUAAGUGAAACACAAAUUUCCUGGAGUAUAAGUGUACCAACUGUCAAGAUAACUGGACAAGGCACUCUGUACCUAGUGAUUUCAAACCUUAAAGCCUCGGAUUUACAAGAGUUUUUGGUCACACUUAACAUUAUUUAUAUUCAGCCAGAUUCUAAAAUUCCAAAGGAAGUUAACGUGACCCGAAGAUUUGUCAUACCAUCAAGCAUGGAGCCGUCUGAUGUGGACACUAUCAAAACAAUUAGUGAACCAGAUAAAAUUAUUCCUGGACAGCCUCCCAGUACUGUAGACUUGGACGUGACACUGAACAAGAAAGGAAGAUCGUACCACUACCCCAUCAUCUAUUUCAUCAAGGUUUACGGUAAUGAUCUGGACGAGACGACAGCUUUUGAUGAAGACAAAGAGGAUGAUACUUGCAGUGUGGGAGAGACUCCUGUCCCUGCUGAUCACAGCUGCGCCAAAUUGUCCCCAUUCUCCAGCUGGCAAGCCAGUCUUGACGGAUGUACAGCAUCGAAUGAAUUUGCACGACUGGUGGUCAUCACUUCAGCCACCAAGAACAAUAACCUCUUAAAUCUCGCAGCACAGGUCAAAAAGGCUUGGAUUGGCUUGAAGGUCAAAGGUCAAAAACAAUAUUGGAUAGGCGGCGCCGUAUCGAGUUAUGAGAAUUUCAAUGCUGAGUGGUACUCGUCUAAUGAGACCGAGGAGAUGAUGUGUGUCUAUAUAGAAGCCAGCGGAAAGUGGGGAGUCUCGGAAUGCGACGUAGCUUUGGAUGGAAUUUGUGAAUAUUACCCAUUCAGGAAAGAGAGACUCUACUAUGCACUGAUUACUCCCACUGUUCCAACCGAUAUGCUGAUAGAAUCAGGAGGAAGGAACAAGAUUGCUGUCUUGGCAGAGUCCGCAACUGGAACAUAUUUCCUUGAACGCGAGGCUCUGUAUGAGCCGCUUCAACGUGACGACCUGUCUUUGGAUGUUAUCAUAAAUCUUAUGUCGGAGGAAAAAAAUAACGAUUUAAUGUACAUGGCUUACAUAACUGCACGCUUGAGGCACCUUAAGGACAGUGAGAAGGAAACAUUGAUUCCUAUGCUACUGAACGAAUUGUCAACAGAGAGAGACAACAUCAAUUUUGGUAACUUCCACCUGGUACUGGUCUGCCUUGAAAGAAUUAUAAAAAAUAUCAAUUUAAAUUUAAUCAACUUGAACAAAGCUCAUGAACUUUUGUCCUAUGUUGUGGAGCAGCAGUUUCAAGUACUAAUCCACGCAACUCUCAAUCGUGUUCUUACAAAUUAUGAGAUCAAUAUCCUCGACAACAUUGUUCAAGUUUUUCUUGCCCUAAAACAGGUGGGACUGCUGCCUUCGGGCCCAGAGGAAUUAAUUAUAUCCGAAGGAUUGAUGAACACUUUGGACUCUAUUCUAAGGCUGGUAGCUGGAGAUCAAAUUAAAGGUUACCCUGAAAUGGACAAACGCUCUCUAACCAACUCCGAAGUGUUUACCACCUGGAUAGACAGCUCCAGCCGCAACGUGGUAGAAGUAGACUUCUUGUUCCACUACCUGUACAUGGACAUGGAGAUCUUUUAUCAAGGCGUGAAUCUGUUUUCUCUAGACCCUUUCCUUAACAUUGCAGUCUACACAUCGUUCUGGUCCCUCCUGCCCAAUGAACAAGGAGGUGCAAUUAUUGAUUUACCUCUGCUUGUCAUAAGCGUGGAACAGAAACUGCCCACUCAGUACGCCCUUGAGAAGUUCGUACCGGAUCGUUACGAUAUACGUUUUAAACAUGAUCACGUCAUUGAACAAAAAGAUCGUUAUUUUUUUAACAUGAGAACCUAUUUGGAUCAAAGUGAAACUGACCAGGAGACUCCAAAGCAAACAGAUCAAGUCCAAACUGGUUCUAAUAGUUUUUCCGAUUCUGACUGCUUACUUAUAAAGGUUGAUAUUUCGCAACAUUACUCCACGAUGCUACAUAUAACCGGCUUAGAGAAGAUGAAAAUGGAAGUAAGGGCUAGCCUGUACAACAGCUAUGCUGAGACACUGGACAUUAUAAAUGAACCGCCAAUGAUUCUUCCCAGAAACGAAACCACUUACAAAAACAUGUUGGUGAAGGAGAAUGUCGUCUUUCUGCCGAAAUUAAGUCUGAAACAGUCAAUCACUUCGGCCGGUGGCCACUACUUCGUUCUCAUCAAUUACGCCAGGGAUCAAGAGGUCAAGGGCAUCCAGGCCGGAAUGUCCACAAUAACUCUGGAGUGCACGCACGUGUCUUGCUUCUGGUGGAGCAUGUACGACGACAAGUGGUUUUCCAAGUUCUGCAGAGAAUCAGCCCACACCCAGCACGGACAAAAUAAAAUACCCAUCAUUAGCUGCUUUUGCGACACGGGAAACAUCUUCUCAGCCGGAAGUAGCCAGUGUUCCGAAGGACAUUUAGUUGACUGGUCAUCCUUUGAGUUAGAGACUCUGCAGUGGUUUGACCUCAAUGACACAAAUCUGUUCAUGGCUUACAUUGUGUUGUGUUUAACUAUGGUGUUUGUAGCGUUACUUGUCUGGAGCGUACGAAAAGAUCGACUGGAAUAUUACGAGUGCAGGACGCACGUGGCGCCCCAGCUGUUUAGCCCUUGGUGUACUAACAACUACAUCGUGUGCAUAUCGACUGGAGUCAUGCCUCGCUGCGGGACGACUGCUAUACCGAGUAUCACCUUGAUCGGAGACGAAAACUUCAGCUUUCUCAUCUCUCUCGAGCCCUUGAGAGGGCUGUUUAGGACAGGCUCGGAGGUGUGGUUUCUGCUGAGCACCAGGGUACCUCUUGGUAACUUAUUACAGGCUGUCAUCUCCGUUGAUAAAACGGGAAACAAUAGAAACUGGUUUAUAUCACACAUGUAUUUGAGACAUUUGGAAACUAAAAAGGAAUGGUACUUUAUAUGUGACUCAUGGAUCCCUGAUACCAAAACUAAAAAGCCAUUUAUCAUUGUUGAUGCUAGCUCCACGCCUGGCAGUCCAGGGAGGCUGAGGUUGUAUGCUUUCAUUCAUCACUUUCGUAUGCACCAGUUAGUUGUGGGCAGCUUCUUCAACAUGAGCAACGGCUACACAAAGACACCUCACGUGCUACUGAUGUGGCUCACCAUACUGCUCAAUUUCACCAUCAUCAACGCAUUCAUGAAUCUGAUUCGAGUUCAAUUGAGAAGUGACGCCGCCGCCCUGAGAAAGAAAUCCAGCGAGAAUGUGUAUACUUCGGCUACUAUAUACUCUGUGAUCAUAACAUCAUUGAUCACCUACUUCUUGAGCCUCGUCUUUCAAAGGACAAACACUAUCAGCUCUCUGGACUCCAUAGAUUGGAAGACAGAGUUUCAUUACGAGUCUUCAAGAGAAGCCGGCACUAGAACAGCUGCAGACAAACUACCAGACAUAGUAGACAGUAACGAAGACACCAGAGCGUCUGAGAUGACAUCCGAGCUCAUUGAUAGUCCGGAUCCGAAGCUGAGGUCGGAAGCUUACAAAACAACCGGACUGAGUUCACCAGAGAGUACAGAUAAACAAAGAUCUGGGGAACAGUCGCUAAUGAGUGAGAGGACCAAGUCACAACGAUUGUCUUAUAACAAAGUGUCGAAAGGAAGCCGAAACCUAAACACCAACUCUCUAUCGUCUGCUUCAAAGUUGAGAGUGAAAAGAGUUGGAAGUCCAGUUGAUCCAGAGUCUGACAGGCUUCGUAUUCUCGCCUACCACAAUUACAUUGAGCUUUUAGAGAAUCUUGCCAUAGCUUAUCCAAAAGGAACUUGGCGAAAAAAUAUCUUUACUAGGCAUAAAGCAUCUAUUCGACACAGUUAUCCGUUAAUACAAACCUGCUUAAUGAUGCUGCCAACUAUCAUCUUCUUGAGCUACUUCCUGGCGAUGAACGGCUACUUCCUGGGACGAAACUGGAACUUCAUCUUGUCAGCCUUGGCGGGUCUCCUUGCUAUAAUCUUUCUGUUGCACCCAUUCUAUAUUUUUCUGUCUCUCCUUAUGAUGGAAGGCCUGAAUUUGUGUCGCGGCGACGCGGAUGUUCGUUUGAAAGCGUGUUUGGAGGCACUUUACACAAAGGCCAAGUGUACAGCCCUUGGCAAGCUACGCCCACGUAGAGUGGUGAACUUUGAAAACUCUGAGAUCCCGCCCACCAUGAUAAGAUACUCCAAGCUGAUCGCAAAAGCUUCGAAAAAGUCCACGGAAACAGUUAAUUCUGAAGAGAGUAAAACAGAGAAAGAGUCUGGGAGGGCGGACAAAAUCUUUACUGUCAUGUUUAUCCUGAUGAUCAUAUUCUUCAUCAAUGUGCAGACCGGAGACAUACACAGCAGCUACUUGCAGUCACAGUACAUCAAACGUCUGUGCCAGGUUGGUCGCACGGAAAUCAUACUAGACACGAGUUUGUUGAUGGAGGAUUUCUGGUACAAAAUGAGGGAAAGUUUUUUUUCCAAGCCUAGUUACGUCUUAAACUCCCCUCAGACCACAUCGACAUAUAAGGCUGUUUCAAAUGGAAGGAUACAACAGUACCGAGUUUUAAAUCAAACUGAUUGCAGAGAGAAGAACCCCAAAUUGAUAGAACCGUUAUGUCACUUUGACGUGGAAAACACAGAACAAGACACGCGACAUUUUGCUUUCACUUGGGCGAAGCCAACUACCAAAGUUGUGCCAAGCGGGCCAUACAAACAUACGCAAACAGAACCUUAUGUAACGAUCAAUCAUUUUUAUCCUCCAGGAGGGUAUGAAGUGGUGUAUUCAAUCAGGGACACAAAGCCAGUUAUGAUAGAUUACCUGGAGUCCAAGAAUUGGGUUGACUUCUACACCAGAGCCGUCAAAAUUGACCUUGCCCUUUACAAUGCUGACACGAAGAUGUUGACAGUGAUAGAGCAUGUGUUUGAGUUCACAUCUAUUGGUAUUACCCAGGAGAGCAUACAAGUGUCGACGUUUCCUCUCAUUUACAGCAAAGACUCUACAAAUAUGCUCUUUUUGAUGGUUAUUUUAAUUUCAGUCUUUAAUGUAGCAUUUGGAAUAGCAGACAUUAUACUGAUCCACCGGAGAGGUUUUCGAAAACACUUUUCUACCUAUUUCUCCUGGUUGAACCUGUUGGAAAGAAUCUUCUCAGUAUGCGUAAUAGUUGGUUUUCUUGUCAAAAUGUCUUAUACUAAACGUGCGGUGAAAGAUGUACAGAACGUGUACUUUGAGAACAAAGAGGCCACAGUGUACAUUGACUUUGCUUUUGCUACCACCAUCACAACUUUCAUCCAGACCUCCAGCUGUAUGAUGGCGCUUGUUAUAUUCAUUAAAAUUAUUUUAAAGUCUAACAACAUCCCAGCGUUGUCGCAGUUUCUUAUGUUGGUGCCUCCCGUGUUCUCCCUCCUGUACCUGCCCAUUCUGACCGUCAUGUGCUUCGCCUACAUGGGCUACGGCUUCUUCCACGACAUGGAAGAAUUCCAGAGCUUCCUUAGCGCCUAUUUCACCACCACCAACUUGAUGCUGAACCAGAACGUCAUCAAGGAGAUCGUGGAGUACAAGAUCCUGAGCGUCCUCUACAUCGUCCUCUACUUCUCCGUCAUGAACUAUAUCGUCCUGAACUACUUCAUCGUGCUGCUCACGGAGCACUACGGCCGCAUCAUGGAGGAACGGGUGGAGCAGGAAACAGAGAGCCUGCUGCAGACUUUCAAGAAAUGGUACCAGGCUCAGAAACUGGAAAAAACAGAUCUAGAGGAUACAAAGGAACAACAGGAUAAAGAAGAGGAGGAGGAAGAUGAUUCCCUUGAUAACGAUUACAUAAGUCUUUCACCAAACUCCAUUGGAUAUGGUCAACUGAUCAACUAUAUGAAUUCCCUCAGCGAAAAGAAUAAAGAUGAAAAGAAUACAGAUGAAAAGAAUAAAGAUGAUAAGAAUAAAGAUAAAAAGAAUAAAGAUGAAAAGAAAAAAGAUGAAAAAAAUACAGAUGAAAAGGAUAAAGAACAAAAAAAAUUAGACAGUUCAAAGAAAAAGUAGAUUUUAUUAUUUUAAUUAAUAAUGUGUACAAGAAGAUUAGAAGGUUCUUAACACUCUACAAUGUUAUUUUGUCAGGUACAGACCUCUAGAUUCUUUAGAAAUAAUUGUGCAAUUUAUGAUAUACAGAUACAAUUUGUAAAAUAUUAUUGUGAAUUAAAAAUAUUAGAA
Messenger RNA from Biomphalaria glabrata, 7714 nucleotides. RefSeq lists its product as uncharacterized. Lineage: Eukaryota; Metazoa; Mollusca; Gastropoda; Planorbidae. The coding region runs from base 92 to 7546 and encodes 2484 amino acids. Gene Ontology annotation, molecular function: protein binding. The record is from RefSeq and is a predicted model, not a curated record. The transcript is spliced from 53 exons.